Molecule: messenger RNA, 3329 nt
Organism: Myotis lucifugus (little brown bat)
Lineage: Eukaryota; Metazoa; Chordata; Mammalia; Chiroptera; Vespertilionidae
Gene: FANCB
Product: Fanconi anemia complementation group B
Exons: 10
Coding region: 330-2882 (850 amino acids)
Biological process (GO): positive regulation of double-strand break repair via homologous recombination; replication-born double-strand break repair via sister chromatid exchange; interstrand cross-link repair
Cellular component (GO): Fanconi anaemia nuclear complex
Source: RefSeq, a predicted model, not a curated record
GUUUGGAGCCUCCGGAACUGCGUGCGCGGGUGGAACUUCAGGAACCCGGGAGCUGUAGGAUGCAGGGUCCCGGGCGCGGAGGCCUUUAAGAAGAUCCUGAAACUUCCUGCCUCAGUUUCCCCAUCUGUAGAAUGAAAUAAUAGUGCCUGUGACAUAAGGAUGUUGUGAGGAAUAAAUGAUUGACUCCAAAGUCCAACAGUACCUGGUACAGAAAAAGCAUUCAGAAUUUAGCCAUUGUAAGGUUAAAAAGCAUUGAAUGGAAUCAAUUUGUAUUCCAAAACUGGACCAACACAAAGACUUGAUGUUGUGGAAUCGGGAGCAAACAAGCAAUGUCAUCUAAUGAACAAGAAAGAGUCUUGUGUUAUAAUGGUGAAGUCCUUGUUUUUCAAUUGUCUAAAGGAAAUUUUGCAGAUAAAGGGCCUGCAGAAAUACCCAUAUUACAUGUCAGAAGAAUGGUAUUUGACAGAGAAACAAGUGCAUUUGUUCAGAAGUCCACUGGAUCCUUUAGCAUAAAGGAAGAAAACUCUGAUUUAAAAAUCUUGUGUUGCAACUGUGUAUCAGAUUUCAGAACUGGAAUGAACCUCCCUUAUAUUAUGAUACAAUGCAAUGAAAAGAAUAAUGUUUUCAAAUAUUUUCUACUAUUUCUUCACAGUACCAAUAAAUUUGAAAAACGUUUGAGUUUUAGACUAUCCCAUGAGUUGAAGGAUGGCCUAGGGGUCUUUAACGGGCCUUUAAUUAUAUGGAAACAUGUUAAAACAUUCUUCUAUCUCUCUCCCCAGACUAGCGAAGUUAUUACUGUGUCCAUUAACUUUUCCUCUAUUGAGUGGGCAGGAGAGAUUGAAAAUCUAGGUAUGGUUUUAUUAGGACAAAAGAAAUGUUAUUUAUCUGAGGAGGAAAGCACCUCAGAGCCUUCAAAAUCAGAUUAUGCAGUUUGGAACACCAGAUUUUGUGUAUGCUUUCUUGAAAGUGAAGAAGUAAUAAGUGAUACAUACAUUAUCCCUCCUGCUUAUAGUAGUGUGAUAACUUGUGUGCAUGUCUGUGCAACUGAGUUUGUCAACAACAAGCUAAGAAUGUCUUUGAUUGCCCUUACCCGGAGGAAUCAGCUGAUUUCAUUCCAGAAUGGGACUCCUAAAAGUGUGUGCCAGCUUCCAUUUGAAGAUCCUUGUGCAAUACAACUUAUGGAUUCAGGCGAAGACCGUCUUCUCAUUGUGUCCUUUAGGUCCAGUGCUUGUGGUGUUUGGGAAAAGAACUUUCAGGUUGCUGCUAAGUGGGAACAAAUUAGCUCAGUACUCAUAGAUGACUUUAUUGGAACUGGAACAGAACAAGUACUGCUACUUUUAAAGGACUCCUUAAAUUCAGAUUGCCUGAGUUCAUUUAAAAUAACAGAUCUUGACAACAUAAACUAUUCAAGUCAAACAUUGGAUUGCAAUAAAGGUGACGUAUUUGAAGACAAAGAAGAUAAUCGUUAUUUGGUGAUUCCAGCUCUGGAAAGAAGAGUGAAAGUUGGUUUGGCUUCUAUUCAGGAAGUUCAGAAGCAUCUUUUGCUUAAGGAAAAAGUUAUCUUAAAAUCUUACAAAGCUUUAAUGAACUUGCUUCAAGGAAAAGAAUGUAGUACAUCAAUUGCAGAGGAGGAAUGUCUUGUUACUCUUUGUGGUGAAGAAGAAAAUCAUGUUCAUACUUGUGAUAAGAACUUACCAGGCAAUUCUCAAGAUUCAAAACAGCUAGUAGAGAAGACAUGGUAUCGUGUAAUAGAUGAUAGUUUGGUUGUUGGAGUGAAAACCACAUCUUCUUUGAAGCUGCCUCUGAACCAGGUGACUUUAUCGUUGUUAAUGGAUGAACCUCAUAGCUCCAGCUUUCGGCUUAUUAAGUGUCAAAAUAGGGUGAUCAAGUUGAGUAGGGACUCUUUUUCAGCACCCUUCUCAGUGCCAUAUGAAAAAGGACCAGAGGCAAAAAGAAUCAAAUUGACUGUUGAUAUUCAGGAAGAGGAUGAAGAGAGCUUUGUUUGUGGACAAUCAUCUGAGAAAGAGUGUGUUCAGAUAGUUACUGCCGUAACAUCUCUUUCGCCACUUUUAGCACUCAGUCAGGUAUCUUGCAUUGUGCUGCUGCAAAUUAGGGAGAGAGAAAAUGGUAACUCUUCUGAACAUCGUUUUUUUCCAUGUGGCAGACUUUUUUUAAGUCUAGAAGAUUUUUCAAGUGGGAAAUACCUAGUGACCUUUCCGAAGAAACCUAUAGAACAAAUGGAAGAUCUCUUUGCACUUCUUGCAACAUUGCAAAAAACUUGCUUCCAAAUUACAUCAGCCAGAUAUGCCCUGACUUCAAUGAAGACAUGGCUCUUGGAACACAUGGAAUGUGAAGUAAUCAAAAAAUUUCCAGAAAUUUGCUUUUGUAAAGGGUCAGAAAAUUUGUAUGGGACACUCUUCCACUGGCAACAAAGGACACCGUUUGAAGGGAUUUUAAUAAUCUAUUCCAGGAAUCAAUCAGUUUUGUUUCAGUGCCUUCGUAAUCUCACCAGAGUUCUCCCUAUAAACUGUUCCUUGAAAAAUCUAAAAUCAGGAAGUGAGGAUUUCCUAAGUGAUCAUUUGGCAUUAACUUUGGAGAAGGAAUUGGUUAUCCUUGGUUCUCUUGCUUCUGCCUUAGUUAAGGUUGAAAACAACUUGGUGCAGAGCUGUGAAGCAAGCAAAGAAAAUAGUAGUGGUGUUCUGACUGUUUUAUCAGACAGCAAAGAAAACAUCCAGCCCUACAGAGAAGAACUUCAGAGAGAAAAGCAAACGUUGGGGAUGGACCUAAAAGUGAGUGGUGCCCUUUAUAGAGAACUGACUUUGCAAUUAGCUGAGGUUCAGUUGAAAUCAGACCUCACUGCACAGACAUUGAGUGGUCAGUAAUUAUAAUCUCAGUUUGAUUAUAUUUUAAAAUAUUUUCCCUGCCAGAAUAGUUUGAUUUCACUUGGUUUUAUUUCACAUUAUAUGCCUCCUUUGUAAAAAUUAAAAGUGAGGCUUUUUGUAGAAUCAGGUUUUGAUGAUGCACAAAAUAUCAAGCCGUAGGGCAGCACUUCUUGAACUGGAGCCAUUUUGCCUCCCUCCAACCUUCUCCCCGCUUUCCUCACCUUCCCUGCCCAGAAGCAUUUAGCUUGUGUGCAGACAACUUUUUUUAAUUGUCAAAAGGAGUGGACAGUGGGGAGGCUGAUGCAGGGGUGCUAUUCACAUCUGGUAGGUAGGAGCCAGCGAUGCUGCUAAAUAUCCUAGUGUGCACAGAUGAACUCCCCUAGAAAGAAUGAUUCUUUCCCGGCUGGUGUGGCUCAGUGAUUGAGCGUCGACCUAUGAACCAGGAGG